UGCUCCGUUUUCAAAGGGCGUCGUCAAUUCGUAGCCGCAGUCAACUGUUCGCAGCGCCUCUUUCUGGAUUUCAUCGAAACUGGGAAGAAGCAUAACAUAUUGUGAGCUCCUUCCAUCUUUUACUUAGCGGCGUUUCUCAUUUCUUUAUUUAUCUUUACGUUCUUUUUGGUAUUUUCACGUCUUUUCUUCACCAACUUUCCGCCAUUUUAUCUGUCUCUCUGACGGUUAACUUCUUGUUGGAAAGAUAUAAUCUGGAGCCUGCCCAAACUGCGAGCUUGUAGAUAUAGGGUUUUAUCAGAUGCAAAUAAGGAUCUCUUCAAUCAGUUCUUAAUCUGAAGAGCACUAAACCUAAGAUAGCGUUAGAUCUUUCCGCUUCAUCGAAUUCUGUGGAAUCGAUGGCAUCUAAGGUUUCUGAACUGAAGUCCUACUUCAAGUUUCCAUUAUUGCAAGAGAAGCAAAGAUCUGUUAGAGUUUCUGACAUGCAGCAUCAGGUCGGCGAGCUCCACGAGGAGCUGAAGAGCGCAAAGGAGGAGAGGCAACAUGCUCUUGAAGAGCUUGCUGAAUUGAAGAAGAUGAAUGUAGAUUUCAAGGGCACGAUUCGGCCGAUAGAAUUACAAGAUACAAAAGAAAAGGACACAGAAAGGAAGAACCUUGACUUAAUGUUUUUUCGGACAAAGCAGCUGGAACAAUCAAAGAUUUCUUUUGAUGGGAUCAAGAAUUUUAAAGAGCACUUUAGAAGGAUGGAGCGAUCAGCUAGAACGAGUAGUAAGAGUGACAGCAAGAGAAAUGGAGCAUUUGAUUCUGUUCUUACGCAAGAGGAUAUGAGAAAGCUUAGAAAUGAACUCAGACUGGCAUCGGAGGCAGAAGAUAAUAGCCAGAAAGCCAUGAAUGAUUUUGCCAUCGCGCUUAACGAAGUAUCUGCUGGCGCCCACCAAGCAAAAUCGCAGCUUUCCGUUACUCGAGCUGAGCUAGAGAAAGCAACAGAAGAAACUCAAAAUUCAAAAUUUGUAUUGCAGACAACAGGGCAGAAGUUAAUGGAUACUUUGAAUGAUUAUGAUAAAAUGAAGUUGGAGUACGAGGAGUGCAUUUCUGUCUCGAAAGCGAAAGAGGACAGCUUUUUAUCCUGUAUGAGGAAUUCUGAAGAAGAUACAGCCAAAUUGAAGCAAGAGAACAGUAGACUGAAUGAAAUCUGUAAGAUUGCAAAGGAAGAUAAUACUAAACUGCGUCAAAUAAUGAAAGAAGCAGUUAAUGAGGCCAUAGCGUUAAAGGAAGCACUGGAGAUUGUCCGGGGUGAGAAUUCUCAGAUGAAUGAUCAACUCUUUGAAAAGGAGAACAGCUUGCAGCAAAUGCAGCAGGAUUAUGAAAGCCUUCAAGUCAGUAAAGCUGCUGCUCUUGAGAGUAUAAGAGAGAUGAAUACCUUACUUGCCUCAGCAUCAGUUGCAGAUUCAAUGAAAAACCCAAAAAAUUCUGAUUUUGGAUCAUUUAAACUUCCCAAAUCAACAAAUCAUGAUGCAAAGGCGAGAAAGAGUAUGUCAAUAUUCUCGUCCCAGAGAUGGAAAGUCGAUAAAAAUCCGACCUUGAAUCGUCGCAGGCAUUCUGUGGGAGAGCCAGGAAUGUUCGACGGCGAAUCAUUUGACAGGGAAAAAUCAAUCGAAAGUAGUAGUAUCAUGUUUAGUUCUCUUAGGAAGGCCUCUGAUGAUCGAGUUCCGUCGUCUUCGUUUAGGGUCGAGAAGGGAACUGUAGACACAGAUAGAACUGAUCAUUCGGAAGGAACACAGCACAACAACAUUGUUGAGAUGAACCUAAAGAAAAAGAAGACAGUUUUUGGAAGAAUUGGAGAUGCAAUCAGGAGGGCAAGCUUUCAUAAGUAGUGGCCAAUAAUUUCAGGCGAGUUGGGAAUUUGAUUAAACUUGAUCUUUUAAGAGCCCUUUGUUUUUUUUAUUUUUUUAUUUUUAUUUUGUAUUUUUAUUUAUUUUAUUUAUGUUUUGAUCUGAAAUAGAAUUUGUUUGGCUAUUUGAUUGAAGUAUAAUUAUUUUUAAAAACAC
This is a messenger RNA of Phalaenopsis equestris, 2045 nucleotides long. RefSeq names its product polyamine-modulated factor 1-binding protein 1-like. The record is from RefSeq and is a predicted model, not a curated record. NCBI's taxonomy places the organism in Eukaryota, Viridiplantae, Streptophyta, Magnoliopsida, Asparagales, Orchidaceae. The transcript has 3 exons. The coding region runs from base 396 to 1871 and encodes 491 amino acids.